AUGCAGGUCCCUGCUUUCAUCGCGUUGGCUGCAGCCCUACUGGCCUCAUGCGCAACCCAAGCUGCGGUCACCAGCACGCACAAGUGCUACGUGGAGCCCGGCUUCGACUACAUCGACAACGACAUUGGCUCGGCGGCCUCGUCCACGGCUGACGGAUGCUGUGCCAAGUGCGAGGUGGCCAGCGGCUGCAAGGCUUACUCCUGGACCGACAUGAACGGGGGGACGUGCUGGCUGAAGAGUGGCCGCGGCACCAUCGUCGUCAACGCCACCGUCCAGUCGGCAACCCUGCAGCCCCUCGGCGACGCCGGCAACGUCGGAGGUUGCCAACUGGACGAAGGCAUCGACUACGUGGGGAACGACAUUGGUAACGUGCGCAUGCUCAAGCCUCUGAGCUGUUGCAGCGCUUGCUCCAACUUCCCAGGGUGCCGCGCCUUCACCUUCACCACUCACAACGGCGGCACGUGCUGGCUAAAAAGUGCCAAGGGCCCCACCGUCGUGAACCCGGCAGCGCGGUCGGCCCAGCCGUAUUUGGAGGCGCCUACGUGCGGCCUCGAGUUUGGAGUGGACUAUGUGGGCAACGACAUUGGCACUGCUCCUGCCAGUAAACCGGGGGACUGCUGCAACGCGUGCUCGAACACGGCCGGCUGCCGCGCGUUCUCUUGGAACAAGGAGAACGGGGGCACGUGCUACCUCAAGAACCGCAAGGACGGCACCAUCAGCAAGGACGGCGUCACCUCCGCCCAAGUGAAGGCCAACCCGGCGUCCCCCAGCUGUGCGUUGGAGCUGAACGUGGACUACGUGGGCAACGACAUUGGCAAUGCGCCGAGCUCCGACCCGUACGCCUGCUGCUCCAAGUGCAUGGCCAAGAGCGGCUGCAACGCCUUCUCGUGGUCGGACCUCAACGGAGGAACGUGCUGGUUCAAGAGCACCAAGGGCACCACCGCGGCCAAAACUGGCAUCAAGUCGGCGAUCGUCUAA
This is a messenger RNA of Phytophthora sojae, 978 nucleotides long. RefSeq lists its product as hypothetical. Bases 1 to 978 code for a protein of 325 amino acids. NCBI's taxonomy places the organism in Eukaryota, Oomycota, Peronosporomycetes, Peronosporales, Peronosporaceae. The transcript has a single exon. Gene Ontology annotation, cellular component: extracellular region. The record is from RefSeq and is a predicted model, not a curated record. Gene Ontology annotation, biological process: proteolysis. Gene Ontology annotation, molecular function: protein binding.